AUAACACAUUAAAUUCCUUAGGGAAAGGAAACAUAAAGUAAUGGAGAUUGCUGCUUACUUCUUAGUCUUAUUUUUAUUAGCAAUUACUUUUGUAAUAUAUGCAUGGAGAUUGUUGGACUGGGCAUGGUUUAUGCCAAGGAAACUGGAGAAAUGCCUUAGACAACAAGGUCUUAAAGGGAACUCUUACAAAUUGAUUUUUGGAGACAUCAAAGAACUGUCGAAAAGCAUUGAAGAUGCUGAGUCCAAACCAUUGAAUGUCUCUGAUGAUGACUUAACGCCCAGAAUUCUCCCUUAUUUCGUUCAAACAAUCAAAAAAUACGGUAAAAACUGUUUCAUAUGGAUUAGGCCAAAGCCUUCGGUAAUUGUAGGGGACCCUGAGGUAAUAAGGGAUGUGUUUAACAAACAUGCUCUCUAUCAAAAGCCAAAAUCAACUCCCCUGACCAAGUUGCUGGCACAAGGAAUUGUAAGCUAUGAAGAGGAUAAAUGGGCAAAGCACAGGAAAAUUCUCAAUCCUGCUUUUCAUAUGGAGAAGAUAAAGGAUAUGCUUCAAGCAGUUCAUUUGAGCUGCAGUGAAAUGGUGAGCCAAUGGGAGGAGGUUGUCUCAAUGAAAGAAUCGUCCACCGAACUCGAUAUAUGGCCUUACCUUCAAAGAUUGACUAGUGAUGUAAUUUCUCGCACAGCCUUUGGCAGCAACUAUGAAGAAGGUCGAAAGAUAUUUGAGCUUCAAAAAGAACAAGCUGAGCAUGUCAUUGAAGUUUCUCGCACCUUAUAUAUUCCGGGAUGGAGGUUCUUGCCAACUAAGAGAAACAGAAGGAUGAAGGAGAUUGAGAGAGAAGUUCAAGCAACAAUUAGGGGAAUUAUUGAUAAAAGAGUGAAGGUGAUGAAAGCAGGGGAGGCCAAUACUGAUGACUUAUUAGGCAUAUUGUUGGAAUCCAACUUUAAAGAAAUCGGGCAACACAGUAAUAAGGAUUUUGGUAUGACUAUAAAAGAGGUUAUUGAGGAGUGUAAGUUGUUCUAUUUUGCUGGACAAGAGACAACCUCUGUAUGGCUUGUAUGGACUAUGAUUUUGUUAAGCAGGCAUCCAGAUUGGCAAGUUCGCGCAAGAGAAGAGGUUUUGCAAGUCUUUGGAGAUGGUAUGCCAGGAUUUGAUGGAUUAAAUCGCUUGAAAGUUGUGACAAUGAUUUUGCACGAGUCGUUACGGCUAUAUCCACCAGUUGGUGCACUUGGUCGAAGGAUUACAACUAAAACGAAGCUAGGGGAACUAAAUUUACCAGCAGGAGUGAUGCUGUCUUUACCAACAAUUUUAGUGCAUCAUGACAAGGAAAUAUGGGGCGAAGAUGCAACAGAGUUCAAGCCAGAGAGAUUCAGUGAAGGCAUUUCAAAGGCAACAAAGGGCCAAAUGACGUUUUUCCCAUUUGGCGCGGGACCUAGGAUAUGUAUUGGACUGAACUUUGCAAUGAUAGAAGCGAAGAUGAUUAUUGCUAUGAUUCUGCAACGCUUUGCGUUUGAACUAUCUCCUUCGUACACUCAUGCUCCACAGUCUGUAAUAACUAUGCAACCCAAAUAUGGUGCUCCUCUAGUGUUGCAUAGAUUGUAAGUUGAGACUUACAUGAAUUGUCUUACAUUGAAUUAAUAACUAUGUCAAACAAGCAUAAUUAAGUUGA
This is a messenger RNA of Solanum stenotomum, 1664 nucleotides long. Its product is annotated as cytochrome P450 CYP72A219-like. Gene Ontology annotation, molecular function: heme binding; oxidoreductase activity, acting on paired donors, with incorporation or reduction of molecular oxygen; iron ion binding. The transcript is spliced from 5 exons. The record is from RefSeq and is a predicted model, not a curated record. Lineage: Eukaryota; Viridiplantae; Streptophyta; Magnoliopsida; Solanales; Solanaceae. Bases 41 to 1597 code for a protein of 518 amino acids.